CUCCUCCUAUGGGUUUACACAGAGUUAGUGCAAGAUAUUCUGCUGUGGGAGUGAGAGUGCAAGGAUAAACGGCAUAUACACGCUGCGCAUCGGUGUCACUCUCACAGCCUCCACAUUCAGAUCGGCGUUUCCAAGUGGGAUCGAGCCUCACAUUUCACUCUCCUGUUCUGACUAAAUGCCUUCGUGAUUUUUUUUUAACCUUGUGUCUGCAUCGGCGGGGUAUUGAUGGAGCUCCGUGAACUUGAGACAUGACGGGACACGGGUGUCUCCGCUUGCGGCUGCUUCACCUUAACAGGUAGCCGGGAAGGAGAAGACGCCGGUUUCCUCGGGGCCGAUUGCGGGAGAUGAGCUUUGGUGCUGGGAGCCGCUCUAAUGGAAGAUACCACGAACCACUGACCACCUGGCUGUGUCCGCCGGAGAGCGACGCUCAUCACCGCAAUUACAAUUAGAGCCUGUCCGUGCCUGAAGUUCCAUGGGAGGAAAGGAGCUGCGACAUAUGCAGCCUCUGAUUCAUCCCACUUUGUGCGACCGGCUGCUUUUACGCAAAACCUCUUCCCGAGUCUGAUUACUCCUGCGGGGCGAUUCUUUUCUUUUUUUUUCCCGGACCCAAAGCCAGAUUCUGUUGAGGAGGAUAUCUUUACCCGAAUAAGCUCGCAGGCUCUGUGGAUGAGAAGACUAUGAGCUGACACACUCCAGUUUCUCCUCCUGCGCUGGAACGGAUUUCGGGUUUUCUGUGGAAGAUUCUGCCACCUCACACAAGGAGUCACUGCCUGUAACAGUGUUUCAUAGAAAGAAACCUGUGAGUUGUGAAGGCUGGAAGAAGCACAUUUACACUGUCAUGGAUCUAAAAGACUAUUACCUGUUGGGUUCCCUGCUCGCCUGCAUAUGGCUCGAUCCUUCAAUAGCCCAAGAACUGAUCUACCCCAUCAGAGAGGAGCUGCAGGAAAACGUCCUCAUCGGAAACAUACCAAAGGACCUAAAUAUUUCCCAUACAAAUGCUGCCACUGGAGCAAGUGCUAAUCUCGUGUACCGGCUGGUCUCCAAAGCAGGAGACAACCCACUGGUCCGAGUUCUGAGCAGCACCGGUGAGAUAUUCACAACAUCAAACCGGAUCGACAGAGAGAAGUUAUGCCCCGGCCCCUCGUCUGAAGACAACGAGUGCUCCUUUGAAAUCGAAGUGGUCAUUCUGCCUAAUGAUUAUUUCAGGCUGAUUAAGAUCAAAAUAAUUGUCAAAGACACAAAUGAUAAUGCCCCCAUGUUCCCGUCUCCUGUGAUCAACAUCUCCAUCCCCGAGAACACGCUCAUUAACAGCCGCUUUGCUAUUCCUUCUGCCACUGACCCAGACACUGGCCCCAACAGUGUGCACAAAUACGAGCUGAUCAAUGGGCUAAAUGCCUUUGGCUUAGACAUAGUAGAAACGCCUGAGGGGGAGAAGUGGCCUCAGCUGAUUGUGCAGCAGAAUCUGGAUCGAGAGCAGAAGGAUACAUAUGUAAUGAAGAUCAAAGUGGAGGACGGUGGCACGCCGCAGAAAUCCAGCACGGCCAUCCUGAAAGUUACAGUAACGGAUGUUAACGAUAACAGACCGGUGUUCAGAGAGAGUCAGAUAGAGGUGCACAUACCAGAGAACUCCCCUAUCGGCACGUCUGUGGUGCAGCUCCAGGCCACAGACGCAGACAUAGGGGCAAAUGCAGAGAUACGAUACGUCUUUGGGACUCAGGUGUCUCCUGCCACCAAGCGGCUCUUUGCAUUGAACACAACAUCUGGCCUAGUAACAGUCCAGAGGCCCCUGGACAGAGAAGAGACCGCCAUUCAUAAGUUGUCUGUUUUGGCUAGUGAUGGCAGUUCAAGUCCUGCCAGAGCCACUGUGACCAUAAACGUGACUGAUGUUAAUGACAAUCCGCCUAAUAUAGACUUGAGAUACAUAAUCAGUCCCAUUAAUGGCACGGUUUUCCUCUCGGAGAAGGAUCCCAUCAAUACCAAGAUUGCUCUCAUCACGGUGUCGGACAAAGACACCGACAUCAACGGCAAGGUCAUUUGUUUCAUAGAGAAGGAUGUGCCCUUCCACCUCAAAGCCGUGUACGAUAACCAGUAUCUGCUGGAGACGUCGGCGCUGCUCGACUACGAAGGAACCAAGGAAUACAACUUUAAAAUUGUGGCGUCUGACUCAGGGAAACCCAGUUUGAAUCAGUCUGCCUUGGUGAGAGUGAGGCUAGAGGACGAGAAUGACAACCCUCCUAUUUUUACUCAACCCGUUAUCGAGCUGGCUGUAAUGGAAAACAACAAACGCGACAUGUUCCUCACUACGCUCAGCGCCACCGACGAGGACAGCGGGAAAAACGCCGAGAUCGUGUAUCAGCUGGGACCAAACGCCUCCUUCUUUGACCUUGACCGCAAAACCGGGGUCCUGACCGCGUCCAGGGUGUUCGACCGCGAGGAUCAGGACAGAUUCCUGUUCACGGUAACGGCGAGGGAUAACGGGACGCCCCCCCUGCAGACGCAGGCCGCCAUCAUUGUGACUGUGCUGGAUGAGAACGACAACAACCCAAAGUUCACACAUAACCACUUUCAGUUCUUUGUGUCUGAGAAUCUUCCUAAAUACAGCACGGUGGGUGUGAUAACAGUGACAGACUCAGACGCUGGAGAAAACGCCGCCGUCUCUCUCUCCAUUCUCAACGACAACGAGAACUUCAUCCUGGACCCCUACUCCGGCGUGAUCAAAUCCAACGUGUCCUUCGAUCGGGAGCAGCAGAGCUCCUACACGUUCGACGUGAGGGCCGUGGACAGCGGCAAACCCGUCUGCUCCUCGGCCGCCAAGGUGACCAUCAACGUGAUCGACGUGAACGACAACACACCCAUCGUCAUCUAUCCGCCGUCCAACACCUCCUUCAAGCUCGUCCCGCUGUCCUCCAUCCCAGGGUCCGUGGUGGCGGAGGUGUUCGCAGUGGACGGCGAUACAGGGAUGAAUGCGGAACUCAAAUACGCCAUUGUGAGCGGAAACAGCAAAGGCCUCUUCAGAAUUGACCCCGUCACAGGGAAUAUUACGCUGGAGGAGAAGCCCGCAGUGACUGACAUAGGCUUGCACAGAUUAGUGGUCAAUAUCAGUGAUCUAGGAUAUCCUAAGUCUCUCCAUACGCUGGUGCUGGUUUUUCUGUAUGUCAAUGACACUGUGGGUAACUCAACACUCAUCAAUGACCUCAUUCGACGCACCAUGGAGACUCCAAUUGACCGAAACAUUGGCGAAAGCAGUGAAACUUAUCAAAGCGGUGACUAUUUAACUAUAAUUAUAGCCUUUGUUACAGGUGCCUUAGUGGUGAUUAUUGUGAUAUUUGUCACUGUGCUGCUGCGCUGCCGCCACACGUCCAGGUUCAAAGCUGCACAGAGGAAAAAACAGGGGGCUGAGUGGAUGUCGCCCAACACGGAGAGCAAGCAGAACAAGAAGAAAAAGCGCAAGAAAAGGAAGUCCCCCAAAAGCUCGCUGCUCAACUUUGUCACCAUCGAGGGCAACAAACCCGACGACCCGGCGCACGAGCCCAUCAACGGAACCAUCAGUCUGCCCACCGAGCUGGAGGAGCAGGGGAUUGGCCGCUUUGACUGGAACGCCACGCCCACCACCACCUUCAAACCCAGCAGCCCAGACCUGGCCCGGCACUACAAGUCCGCCUCGCCGCAGUCGGCCUUCCACCUCAAGGCCGACACGCCGGUCUCCGUGAAGAAGCAUCACGUGAUUCAGGAGCUCCCAUUGGAUAACACAUUUGUUGGGGGUUGCGACACCCUUUCCAAGAGGUCCUCCACGAGCUCCGACCACUUCAGUGCCUCAGAGUGCAGUUCCCAAGGAGGGUUCAAGACCAAGGGGCCCAUGCACACCAGACAGCAGGGAACAUUAACUCGUGCCCGAACUGAACUGAACCCUGAAUAUCUGGACCUUCGUCCGCGAGCCGAGCUGAACCCAGAAUACUGGACCCCUUGCACCCCUUUAAAAGGACAACAGGACAUCAAAACACAUAGAGAAAUAGAAGAUGAACACCAUACAGCAGUACAUGUACAGUAUUCAUUGUACAUGUACAGUAGAUAUGCUUUUUGUUUGUUUAUACUUGAGUUUUAACUAUGGCCAACAAUGUACAUUGCUCUACUCCUGAAUAUCGACCUUGUUUGUGAGCUAUUUUGGACCUAUAUGAAAUAAUCUUGAAAAAACAACAACUCCGAAUCAAGAAGGUCAGCUGCUUUGGUACCAUUAGUUAUUGCAAAAGGCAUCACUCUCACUUCAGGUCUCGCUGUGUAAGCCUACUGAUCAUUCUCUUUGCUCUUAAAUGCUAUGUAGCACAUGCAUCCGUUGAUGUCUCAGCCGUUUUAUGCACUACACUAUAUUAUUCAUGUGGGUCUGUGGCAGAUGCUGCGGUCCAGAUUAUUGCAUCUUCAAAUUACAAUAAUCCGAAGCAUUCUUGGGUUAAGAUGAUAUUUUUAUGUUUUUUUAAUUGCAUUUACUGCAGCAAUUGGCUUGUCCACUAUAUUUAAUCUUUUCUAGCAUAUUUCGUAAGCGAUUUCUGUGGGUUCACUGGCUGUGCUGUGCGUUUGUGCUACAGUGUAUAGCUACAUUUUCUUGCAGGGACCUAAUCUGUAGAUACUGUAGAUUAGGCAGUAGCUCAAGCGGUGGAGCUAUUUGCCACCAAACAUAUGGCUGGUUUGAAUCCUGGCUUCCCUGUGUUAUGUGCCGAAGUUUCCUUGGGCAAGACACUGAACCUGAAGUUGCCCCCGGUGUCAGCAGCUCUGUCACCGGUGUGUGAAUGUGUGUGCUUGUAUACAGUGUGUGAAUGGGUGCAUGUAAUGCAGUGUUAAAGCGCUUUGAGUACCACUAGGCCAGGGGUUGGCAACCCAAAACUCCAGAGCCAUUCGAAUUACUGCCAUUACUUUACGCGGAACCCCUCAACGAAACACCAAAUCACAGUGGUGAUUGUGGUGACAGGUUGAUCUGGCUGCUACUGUUCAGACAAAAAAGUAUGUCAUAUCUGUUGCAUGAUAUGAGGUCACUAGUGAGCUCUCAGUGGUGCAGUGGUUAAGGCCAUGAGUGUAACAUUAUUUUGCUGCGGUGACAACAGGAUUGAAUGCCGUUAAUCUUUUGCUGAUUUCACAGUAUUUGAGAACAUUCAACAUUUGGGUUUAAACCUAAACAAGACUCAAAAGACAGCACGCAGAGGCUUAACAUUUUAUAUUUUAUUGACAGAUUGUAGCAAUUAACAACAGACUUAUUCAGCCUCAUUCUCUCCUAGCUACUUCCAGAACUAGAAUACCAACAACGAUCAAACUGCGUCAGGUUACGCCUUGUAAAACUGUAAAGACUGUUCAGAUCAUGUACAGAGGACAAAACAUUUUCAAGGUAUCAACGAGGACAGCUAACAUACUUUUCUCUGCUUCAAACAGCUGUCAGUAACUAAGAGCAACCAAUGCGCAUUCGGAAGUCUGUCACCAGUCAAUCUGGAAACGCGCCCACCUUUAAAACCGGCAGUAGUGAGGACACGUUAGACGUGUGAACCAAGGAGGAGCGCGACAGUGGCAGCUGCUGCGAUGCAACGAAAAAUUUAAUUUUUACUAAAUUUCAAUUUAUUUUUCCAAGCCACGCGGAGCCGCAGUAUAAGGAUGAAAGAACCGCGGGUUGCAGACCCCUGCACCAGGCUGAAAAGCACUGUACAAGUGCAGGGCCAUAAAUACACCACAAGUGCAAAAAUCCAAUGUUGGUUUAAAACAAAGACACAAUAGUUUCUAGAUACUGUUUUGACCUCCUAAAUCGUGGAUGAUACAGUAACUGGACUGUCUGAAUGGUCAUUCCAUCUCCACUGCCAGUCACAUUGGCAUCUUUAAGCCCCCUGUCAGUCUGAAAUAGCAAUGUAGGUGCACCUUAGGAAAUACAGUGCAGUUUAUAGCAAGAAUUCAUCACUAAAGAGAAACGGGACAAGCAUAUUGCAAAGAAGCGUCAGGUGUGAAAUAGCAGAAUUUGAGGACCAUCCCUUUCUCGUUGCAGCGGCAGCUCUAGUUAUUCUUUAGUGUUUGAGUUGCUCACUCUAACCCAAUAUGUUGUGACACUGACAACCACAACAACAUUUUAUUUAUUUAUUUUGUGUGUGAUGUGAAUUGGCACGCAGAGACGUACUGUCAGCUUGUACAUAUCACUGCUUGGUGAAACACAGCUAUCUCCAAAAUGUCAACUUUUCAGGAACUAAAAGACUGACUGACAUGUUUUCGUUUUGGCCACAAUGUUCCAGUUGAUUGGGGGGGGGCUUUUCGAGUGUAAGAGCUUGGAGAGUUGCUAAAACCAUGCAGUCCUUCAACCUUCUUCAAAAUAUCUAUAUCUUCCACAUCUGCAUCAUCUGUAGUGUUUGUUGAAUAACAUGAGAAGACAAUUACAUUGGGCAAAAUCUUGUUAUAUUGAUGCCAUUACUGUAUACCUUUGCAGAGGCAUUUAUUUUUGUAGCCAUGUGAUCACGUGUCAUCUUUCAAAACCUUCCAGUGACAGGAUUCCCCCGUGAGCAGCACAUGUGUCAGGAGCUUUUGGUGUGUUGCCCAGUAAUGAGAACCCUUGCAGGUCAAAUUAAGUCAAACCACAAUUUCUUGAUAUGUGCAUCAUCUCCACAUGAAGCUAGUGCAGUCAACAUGUUGGAAUGUGGCCAAAGCACACUGGAACAUUUUCAAACGCUUGACCUGUUAAACUGGACCAGGACUCCAGGACUCCAUGUGGGAUGUCAAAAUUCUUUUUUGUGUAUUUUGUGGUCGAAUCUGAAAAGAAAUUUCAGAUGUUCAUAAGGAUGGAAUGGAGCCAUUUUUCUGCUGAGGUCACAAAUCAACCACGGUCUCACAGGUUCCUUACAGUACUUGUACAUCAUGAAGCAGUUAAACUAUAAACUGAGAGCGUUGAUGUCUUAUUUAUAAAGUAAAUGAAUUAACUGCAAUCAUAAACAUUCACAGAUGUAAUCCACAAGCAGUCAGUUCUCAUUAAGGUAAAUUAAUGUUGCAGUAUGUGGCUACCACACACUUUACAUAUCACCAUGUGACAUACUGUAACUGCACGGUAAUAUCCUAAUAGAUAAUGUUCCCUCCAAACAUUGUUCACAUGGUACUAUACCCAUACAGUGAUAUAACUGUGAUAUAACAAUACACAGUUUAUGACUGUGUAUUGUUAUAUCUUUCUCCAACAGCAGUUUUGGCAUACCAUUAUCUUAUGUGGUAAUGAAGUUGAUGAUGUGGAAACUGCAUGUACAUGUACUGUAUAUUAUAUAUGUAUUAUAUUGCUCAUAGAUGAGCAUGUCAGGUAAAUAUUUACAGUGAAGAAUUAGCUUAGUAGAACUUUUGCUAUUUGAAACUGUCAAAUCCGAUUUUCUAAUGCACUGCCAUUUGUUCAACUGAUUGCAUGGUGAUUAGACUGCAAAUCCAAAACAAACAAAACAUUGUAUUAUUGUAGAAGUUUAACCAAUGAUUUCUAACUAACUUUAGAAUUUCCAUUAGGAGAAAUGAACCUUCUAUUAAAUAUGUAUUUUUGAAAGUCUGUGUAAUGAGCUAAUCUUUCUGCACACUUUAUCCCAUUAGUUGUCUGUAUAAUGCACUCAAAAUAUUACAUAUACUGUAAUUUCCUUCAUAUGAUAUAUUAUAUAUUGCAUGUUAGAACUUGUAUAUUAGUAAUUCCCUCGAUUUGGUUGUUUGGGGUGUUUGUAGAGCAGCAAUUAUGGAACGCUGACUAUGUUUAACAUGCCAUGUUAGUAAACUGAGCUGUGUUGAUAUUGUUUAGUAGUUUACCUAAGGGGCAGGAUUAUAUAUAAACAUACUGAAAAAAAAGAUUAAUUAUGUGUACUUAUGUUUUUUUUGUUGUCUUUUGUGCAGAUUGGUAUUUCAACACCUAAUCAUACUGUGUGACUUUAUUCCCACAGUCUCCUUCCUAUUAAUAAAUGCACAUUCGUACACACCAAGCUCACAACUGUCAGUAAUUCAGGGUAAAUCAAACACUCCUGAGACCUACAAAACAAAUUCUGCUCACAAUAUGAACAGAGUUCAGUGAUGAAUAAUAAAUGAAAAGGGUAAAGAAUUAAACUAAGGUGUGGGGGUUAAAUUAAUAAAUAAACGGGCUCAUAUAUAUUUAUAAAUAUAGAAAUAAGAAGUUAAUUCUCCUGUGGUCAGCCUCUAUAGACCUUGUGGUCUUUGAAGGCAUCAUUAGCUGGUUUUAUCAGCGCAUUGACCCUAAAACUAGUACCUGAGGGGCCUGACUGUAGUGGUGCAGACAUGAGUAUAUGAGUCUUGGAUGGAUGAAAUAAGACUUUGAAGUGGAUUUUCUAUUUGAAGGAUUAUACAUCGGGGAUUUUGAUUCAUGCCCAUUUUUGGUCCUCGAGGCUAUACGCUUGUGUGGGUGGAAAGAGUAGUCGUUCACAAAAUGAUUAUUGUAUUUGUUUAUUUCUUCAAGUAAAACAAUGUUACCUAGUGAACGUUUUGGUUUUUGGUUCAUUUGAAUUGGUUCCUCUUUUAAUGACUCUUUGUGGGAGUAGGGAACCACAGAGAACUAUAACUACUGUAUGAAUAGGGGAAUUUCUUUCCCUUCAAAUCCUCUCAAGACCUGUGUUUGUAAUGUUUUACACAAAUAAAGCAAAGAUUUAGGGUCACAAGAUAACAAGAGUGCCUGAAGCUAGGGCAAAUGCAGAGUAAUAUAUUACGGCCUCCAAAUCCAUUAAACCAGACCAUUUGUUCCUCUUUGUUGAUUGUAUCAGAAAUUGGAGGUAUAAAUACCAUACAAUAAAGCUGAUUGUUUCAAUACAGAUACAAAUCUCAUAACAUAAUCAUCUGUAUGUCAUGUGGAUUGCCCUAAUCCAUGAGUAUGUGGUCAUGACCUAGUUCAAUAUGAAAAUUUUGUAAAUACUCUAUACUUGAUAAUCCGUCUUUCAGCUUUGAUUGAUGACCUAUUUCAAGAAAAAAAAAAAAUUUGAGCUUCAUCCUUUAUAUCAAAACAAAGAAAAAUGUUUACAGUGCUGCAUACUGUAUAUCAACAGAUCAUGCUGCAAUGCAUGGCAAGCUCUUAAUUUCCCUGUAUAAUUUCUACAACAAUAGGGUCUUUGUAUGAUUGUGCACUAUUUUGGUUUACUCACACAGUGGAGGAGUUAUUGUUUCCCAUUUGUUAAUGCCGUUUUUCCUGCAGGAAUACUGUCUUUGAGGUAAUCUGUUUGGUUCGGUUCAAGCACCAUUCUCCGGGGAGAGCGCCGAACUUUUAAAAUGUAAUUUUCCUCUUACCACCCUUGAAUAGUCUUACUAUGGCAGUUCUAACCUUGAGCCGUCAAAACAGAUAAAUCCUCACCGAUUGUAUUCUGAUUAGAUUAUCCGCCUAAUCUGCAACACAUGCAUGGAACUGCAGGCAGUGGAAAUACCACUUUUGCAAGGCAACGCUAAUGCAAUAAUAGCGGGAUGGUAAUACAUGCUGGCAGAUAGCGAUGAUACCAGGGAAAAACAAUAUUAAUGGAGCACUGAUCCAACAGCUAACAAUAACCCAAUUUAUUACACAGGAAGCUGACUUCGCUGGAUCUGCUUUACCUUAUAACAACCUUUACAGCAACUCUGGCACUUUUUUACUUUUACUGUGUACAGUACUUUCAGUUUUGAUGGAGCCAUACGCUUACACCCGUAUACUCAAGUUGAAUCAAAGAUAUUACUUUUUUAAUGGCCCAGGAACUCUCUGGGAUUUACAGUUCUAAAUAUUGCUGACAUACAGCUUUCAUUAGACAGUGUUGUGGGCUGUUAUGUUGUAGUGCACACAUUUAAUAAAGUAAAACACAUAAAUCCAUGUACUGUUCAAAAAUUUUAUGAAACUCAGUUGUAGUUUCUCGAAAAGGCUGAAGAAGAACUCUUUCUAUUGAUUACCAUUCAACCUUUGCAUAAUUGUUGCGUAAAGAAAUGUUUACAUUUACAGUUUACUGAUCUAUUCGCCAAAGCAACAUGAACACAGUUACAUAGUCGUCCAUAUGACCGAACUACAGUAUAGUAAAGUAGGCUUUAUUAAUUUACACUGUCUACACUGUCUGUGGUGGUUGCGUGCACACUGUCUAUGUCUAUGCACCCUGGCAAACAUUAAUAAGUGUGAGUGUAUGUUUUCCUUGACUGAUAGAUGUGCCUCUGUUCUGUAUUUUGUAGGCACUAGCAGACAAUCUCUGUUUUUUGCCUUUGAUUAAGGAUAUCUGCGGUACAAUUUUGACACCUGCCGCUGCUGAGCACCACUCAGCUGUAAAAAGUUCACUAAAAUAAGUGUUUUGAUCUGGGAUAUGGCAGCUAUUAAGGCUUGAAAUUCUAGACUCUGGCAGUAAUUCACAGCUUUGCUUUUUGAUGGAUUUGAAAAGAAUUAUAAUGAAUAGGAUUUGAUUUGUUAUAUUUAGAGGUUUUUCAACCUAUCUGUGCAACAAAAUAAUUCUUGUGGAGCCUCCUAAUUAUUUUAGUCCAAAAUACCAGUUGUUAAAUAUGAAACGGUUCAUCUGACAUAUGCAUUGAUGCGUUUGAUUUUAAAUACAACAAUCCCACUGUAAUCCAGUUUGAGUGGAUUUUGCAACAACCAGUUGGAA
Molecule: messenger RNA, 10571 nt
Organism: Betta splendens (Siamese fighting fish)
Lineage: Eukaryota; Metazoa; Chordata; Actinopteri; Anabantiformes; Osphronemidae
Product: protocadherin-9
Exons: 4
Coding region: 839-4102 (1087 amino acids)
Biological process (GO): homophilic cell-cell adhesion
Cellular component (GO): plasma membrane
Molecular function (GO): calcium ion binding
Source: RefSeq, a predicted model, not a curated record